Dipodomys spectabilis (banner-tailed kangaroo rat) is the source of this 1122-nucleotide messenger RNA. RefSeq names its product mas-related G-protein coupled receptor member X1-like. The record is from RefSeq and is a predicted model, not a curated record. Gene Ontology annotation, biological process: G protein-coupled receptor signaling pathway. The coding region runs from base 1 to 1122 and encodes 373 amino acids. NCBI's taxonomy places the organism in Eukaryota, Metazoa, Chordata, Mammalia, Rodentia, Heteromyidae. Gene Ontology annotation, cellular component: membrane. The transcript is spliced from 3 exons. Gene Ontology annotation, molecular function: G protein-coupled receptor activity.
AUGAUUUCUGCACACUCACUACCAUUCCUUACAACAUUUCACAACGAGGAAGCUGAGAGUUCACUGUUGUCUAUGAACAGACACAUAGAACAGGGAGGUAAACCAGAUGAAGUGAGAUUGGGCAGCACCAGUGGUGGUUUUGUGAGCCAAGAUCCAACCAGUCCAUUCCAGUGGACAGAAGCCACAACAGUGAAUGGAACUGACCAGUUCUGUGAAAAUCAUUUGGUCCUGGAAUUGGUAAACCUCAUCAUUGCCCUUGUUGGGCUGGCAGGAAAUGCAGUUGUGCUCUGGGUCUUAGGAUUCCAAAUGCGUAAGAAUGCCAUUUCAGUCUAUAUCCUGAACCUGGCUGUGGCUGACUUCCUGUUCCUCAUCUGCCUCAUUAUAACUAACAUGCUGUUUGUCAUUGACUUAUCCUACUCAUUCUCUGGCCCUGUGAGUGCCAUCUUAACCAAUGUGGCAACCAUUCCCUACAUUACAGGACUGAGCAUACUUAGUGCCAUUAGCACUGAGCGAUGCCUAUCAGUCUUGUGGCCCAUCUGGUACCACUGUCACCGCCCAAGACAUAUGUCAGUAGUCAUAUGUGCCUUGCUCUGGGCUUUGUCUCUGAUCCUGAACAUUCUAGAAUGGUACUUCUCUGGCUUUCUAGAACUAUUUUAUGAUAGAAAAUGGUGGGAAAAUGUUGAUUUUAUCAUAACUUCAUGGCUAUUUAUUUUAUUGAUUAUUCUCUCUGUGUCCAGCCUGGCCUUAAUAGUCAGGAUGUUCUGCAGUUCUAGGCGGUUGCCACUGACCAGGCUGUAUGUGACGAUCUUGAUAACAAUGAUGGUCUUCCUUAUCUGUGGGCUGCCUUUUGGCAUUUUCUGGUUCCUCCUAUGGUGGCUUCCAAUUUCUUUUUAUCAUAACUCUUGUUAUCUUUUUCCAGUUACACUUUGUCUAUGCUGUGUUAAUAGCUGCGCCAACCCUGUUAUUUACUUCUUCAUUGGAUCCUUUAGGCAACAGCGGCAGCGGCGAACCCUCAAGCUAAUUCUCCAGAGGGCUUUGCAGGACACUCCUGAUGUAAAUGAUUACAGAGGCAGCAAUUCCCAGAGAACCCAGGAGGAAUUAGAAAGCAGAAGGUUAGAGUGA